This is a messenger RNA of Mollisia scopiformis, 267 nucleotides long. RefSeq names its product ankyrin repeat protein. Gene Ontology annotation, molecular function: protein binding. The transcript has 2 exons. The record is from RefSeq and is a predicted model, not a curated record. Lineage: Eukaryota; Fungi; Ascomycota; Leotiomycetes; Helotiales; Mollisiaceae. The annotation marks the transcript as partial.
CACACUCCUCUUGAAGUAGCCUCAGGUAAUGGCCAUUUGCAGAUCGUCCAGUUGCUAGACAGCGACGACGCAAUGGGAUUCAAUAGCUUGACAAAGAAGGAGGGGACGACACCUCUACAAAGUGCCUCUAAAAAUGGUCACGAAGAUGUUGUCCGAUUGUUGUUGGAUGCCAAAGCGGAACCCAACCUAGUGAAGAACGGCAACCUUUCACCACUAGAGGCUGCGACAAAAGGGAAUCAUGAGUCUAUUGUUCGCCUACUUCUUGAG